AAGCAAUGACUUAAUUUAAGAUGGUAAAUCAUUGCAUCCUGAAGUGAAAUCAACUCUUGAUUAUCAACUCCUCCGAUUUCCCACAACCGGCAGAUCCUCCGUCGCCAACUCUCACAUUCACUGCACUUUCUAUUCUAAUUUUUGUAGCCAACCCAUAUUAAUUAAAACACAUUUUCUUUCCACCAUUACCACCAACUCUGAGAUCAGAGGAAUGACGGCUUAUGGUGCACUGCUUUCUCUCAAGAAUACGAUUCACUAUAUUCUCAAUUCUCAACCUUCUCUACAUAUCAUACAACUCGCCUACAACGAGUUGCAGCCAUUGCAAGAAAUUCUGCAAAGAUUGGAUGGCACAAGCCCAAGCAAGACCAGGAAGAAGGUGAAUGCUUUGGAUGGACAAAUCAAAGAUACACUAUGGGCAAUGGAAGACAAAUUGGAGUCCCAUAUUCUCUCACAGAUUCUUCCAGACCAAGUAGAUGGAGGAGUGAAUCAAUCUAGAAGCAGUGCCAUUGAUCUGCAAGAAGAUGUUGAUUCCUUCAUCCACACCCUCGAUGAUCUGAAGAGGAAAUACAUUUAUGAGGUAGAGAAUAUGGGUGACGAAUGUGUUUCCUCAAGAAUUGGUUUUGGUGGAACCAAGUCAAAGAUGAUUGGAUUAUCCGACGAAUUCGAAAUAUUCAAAACCCGUCUGAUGGGAAGCCAUCGCAGGAAGAAUGUGUGGGCGCUUGUUGGAAUGGCAGGCAUUGGGAAGACAACUCUUGCUAAGGAAAUCUUCGAAGAUCCACAAAUCUCCAGCCAUUAUGAGUAUCAAGCUGGGGUCACAGUAGGCAGAAAUCCUCAACUCACUCAACUUUCACGAGCCAUUCUAGCUCAACUCACUCAAGGAGAUGAAGAUAUAAGUGAAGGAAAGAGUUGCCUGAUUGUGCUCGAUGAUGUCUGGGAGAAACAGGUGCUGGAUCUCUUGAUAAGUUCCUUACCAAACAUCAAUAAUGGAGUUAUUCAAAUCUUGGUUACUACUCGAGAUGGAAGCGUAAUUGGAUACCAUGAUGGAUUUCUCACUUGCACCAGUGAGGUGCGGUUUUUAGAUGACCAAGAAAGUAAGGAUCUGCUGUGCCACAAGGUGUUUGGCGAAGAGACAUGCCCUCCUCAACUCGACAAAGCCGCAACCAAGAUCGCCAAGAAUUGUGAAGGUCUUCCUCUCACCAUACUCACAGUUGCUCACUACCUAUCUCAGAAUAGAGACCCAGAAUACUGGAACGAUGUAGCAGAAAAGAGAAAUUCAGUCUUCACGAAUGCAUACGAUCAAAUAUCAAAGGUACUUUUCCCAAGUUACGACUACUUGCCUCAAUGUCUCAAAAUGCCUUUUUUGUAUAUGGGAGUUUUCCCUUCAGAUUAUGAUUUCCCACCAUCUAAGAUCAUCAGUAUGUUGACCGCCGAGGGCUGGUUUCUUGACACAAGCAAAACCCUAUCUUUGGAAGCCUCUGUUUGGCAAUGUCUGCACGAGCUUUGUAUCUCCAAGAUUCUUGUUUUAUUCAACAGGAAGAGCAUUUUUUGGGAUGGGGGGAUUUAUGAUCACAUUUAUAAAACAUGUCGGCUUCAUUCUUCGUGGCGGCACGUGUGCAGAGGAGAAGCUCAGAAGAACAAGUUUUAUCAUGUCUUAAAUAGGCUUGCUGAUGGCUUAGAAGAAGGUGUAAAAGGUCAGCGCGGAUUAUGUCUCGAAAAUAACAUGUUAUUUGGCAUCAAAGAAUUCUGCAACUUGGUGAGAUUGAACUGUGCAUCCUCUACACGUUCUCUUCUUUUUUAUGGUCCAUACCACCCAUAUCCAGUCCCAAUAGAUGUCGGUUUCAAGUUGCUUAGGGAACUAGAUGCUCUACAACUGCGUUUCUACACUUUUCCUACACAAAUUCUAACACUAGUCCAACUAAAGUACCUUGCUCUAACUUGCAACAAACAAGUCCCUGCAACCAUAUCCAAACUUUUCAACCUUCGGACCUUGAUUAUCCAUCCACAUGUUAACGUUAGAUGUUGUAGAGCUCCGUCAUAUGUGCCAGUACAAAUAUGGGAUAUGCAAGAGUUAGAGCAUAUUGAGAUAUUGGGAAAGAGUCUUGUAGCUCCAGAUCAUGUUGUUUCUUUGGAAAAGCUUUCAACACUUGUAGGCAUGAAUACUAGCAUUUGUACUAUCUUGAGACUCUCCAAAAGAAUUCCUAAUAUAAAGAAAUUAGGAAUUCAGCUCGAGCUGACGCCUUGUGAUGACCAUAAUGACAUCUUGAGUUGCUUUGGUUGCAUUUCAACACUUGGAAGUUUACGAACACUAAAAUGUAGUAUCAUAAAUCCUAUGCUUAAGUCUGGUCAUGGUCAUGCUAUCUCUGCAACUCCUAGUUCAUUGAUGUUGGCACUUGGAUUGAAAAAGUUACAUUUGAGUGGCAUGGGUUUUCCGUGGGAAUACAUGGAUGUUAUUGGCUCUUUGGAAAAUCUUCAAGUGCUUAAAUUGCGAUCCUACGCCUUUCGAGGUCCAACGUGGGAAGCACAAGAGCUAAGUUUUUUGAGGCUUAAGUUUCUUCUAAUUGAAGACAGUGAUUUGGUGCAAUGGAAACCAAGAUUUAGAAGCUUCUUUUCGCUUAGCUACCUAAGCUUGAAACAUUGCUACCAACUGAAAGAGCUCCACUGGACAUCCCAUUCUGUUUUCGGAAAAAUUGAAUUAGUGGACUGCAAUCCUUUAGCUGUGACUUGUGCCAAUCAAUUGCAGCCUCGUCCACGUUGUCACCUUGACGUUAUUGCCUCUUCUCAUUUUGACGAGAAACCGAUAACUACCAACCUUCAAAGAUAUGGCACUGCUGAUGAAGAUACAAACGACGAGUAUGAGAAAAAUGAAGAAGAGGAUGAUGAAGAUUUGAGCGAUUGGGAAGAGGAUGAUGAUGAAGAUUUGAGCAAUAGGGAAGAUGAUGAUGAUGAAGAUUUGACCGAUAAGGAAGAGGAUGAUGAUGAAGAUUUGAGCGAUUGGGAAGAGGAUGAUGAAGAGGAAUGAUGAAGAAGAUGACCGAUGUUGAAGAGCGUGACUCCAUUGGGCCAUUAAUUCCUAGCUUUUUUCUUUUUCCAGUAUAUAUCACUUCAGCUACUUAAAUGCAUGCAAUGUUUCUUUCUGUUGGGCUUCAUGGUUUUUCUGCAGCAUUAAUUUAAGCUAAAGACAUUAUUUUUACUAUAGUUGAGUGUGACAAAACUGAUUUGAUAA
Molecule: messenger RNA, 3223 nt
Organism: Salvia miltiorrhiza (redroot sage)
Lineage: Eukaryota; Viridiplantae; Streptophyta; Magnoliopsida; Lamiales; Lamiaceae
Product: putative late blight resistance protein homolog R1A-10
Exons: 3
Coding region: 212-3019 (935 amino acids)
Biological process (GO): defense response to other organism
Molecular function (GO): ADP binding
Source: RefSeq, a predicted model, not a curated record